UCCAUUCGAUGCACAUCAGGACUCUAGAGGUCCGGCAGAUGUGGAUUCUUCUCCUGAGCUUUUAAGCAGCAGCCCCUGUGUGAAGCCACAUAUCUGGUAUGUUGAUCCGAUCUGGUUCUGGCCUCUCAAGAAUUAAGAUCUAGAUCUGUAGACCGGCAGGAAGAGACUUAGAGUCCCCACCUGAUGAAAUCCUGGAGCAUGAGGGUGAGCCGAGCGCUGCGGCUGUCCUUUUUGUUGGUGGGACUAUGUCAGGCCCACCGUGCCCCUCCACGAGGUGUUCCCUCCACAUCACAGGAGGCCGGUGAGGUCCCCGUGGGCCAGCUGAGGAUGCUCUCGCUGGGACUGGCUCACCUGCUGCAGGGGUUGGUGGAGAGCGCCGAGCAGCUGGAGCGGCAGGGAGAGCAGGUGGCAGCAGAGCUGGACGGGGCCGUGGAGAGUCUCGAGAGCCUUCGUAAGCAGAGUUUACAGGCUGGACGGACUCACAGGCAGGUGAGGAAGGACCUGCAGACACUGAGUGCCAGGCGAGACAGGCUGUGGAGGGCGGCCAGAGAUCUGCAGAAGGGGCUGGUGGAUCUGGAGAGGGAGCAGGGAGCCAUGCAGCACCGCACGGACCGGAUCCUCCAGAAAGUGAAGAGCCUGACCAACCCGAGGUCAGGGGAUCAGACUCAGCUCCACAUCGGCUCAGUGAAGUUCAUCAUCGAUAAGCAGGCCCGAUGGCUCGCCAGUCUGUCCUCAGAGGUUUCAGCCCGAGACAGAAUGAUUGACAGGAGCAUGCGGCACAUCAACCACCUGGAGAAACGGGUGUCGAAGAGCCUAAGGGCAGAUUCUGGCUCCGACCGUGUCCGAUGAUCACAGCUGCAUCAACACAGUCGCUCUGAACUGAUCCGCUCGCAAGCUGCCAUGAGAAGGAUUUUAUAAAGCUGACAAAAUAAACUGCACAAAAGGAUGUGUCACAAUCAACAAAUGUGCCUCUAAUUUAGAUAAAUACACAUUUGGGUUGCUCUUCAACACCUACUCAGCUCUGACAACAGAAAACUAUCUUAUAAGUUGUGUUGAAAACUAUUGUCAGUGUGUCGUCCUCAACAACACACACCUCUGUUUAAAAAAAAUGGUUAAAAAAUAAAAAACUUUCCUGCUCCUGAGUCAUCGUGUUGUGACCCCGACUUCCACAAUAUCGUGGUUGACGGUGGUGGUGAAACGCCUUGUGAAGAUACUCAGAUAAACAGACGCACACUGAAGUCAAAGAAACCUUCAGACUAACAACUCUGAGAGUUUCAGCACCUAGAAGUACAUCACAACUAAUUUAGGUUUUUAAUGUCAUACUUUAAACAUGAUGGGUUUUACACGCAGGUCAUAUGUGCCACAACAUAACACAAUCAAAUGAAAUGGGAAAGUUGUUGUGGAGCAGGACAUGGAGCGGCCUUUAUCAAAAGUUACGUUGGCAUAAUAAUGAGUAAGAGCCAGAAAGUCCUGACAUAACACGGUAUAACCGUUAUAUAACCUCACAUCUUUCGGACAUGUUUAUUUAAAUGUCCUUAUAGGUCAGUAUAGCUCUCAACCUCAGGCUCCAGGCUCCAUACGCAAAGUGUGAUAAAUGCCCUCAAUUGACGUCGCUUGAGUCAGCCUCAGUUGGCUCUGAACACUACACAUUUGAAAAUACUCCUCAGCUCUGCUUGAGGCUAGAGCUCAAGGCUACAUUAGCCACUACUGUACUCACACAUGAAUCUCUGAUGGAACUGUCAGAGGUUGGGUUGCAUUUUGGGUAAUGUAGGUCUCAAAACAAUGUUGAAUGUUGUCCAUUGUGAGUCUGACAAGGUUUUGGAAGGAAAGCUUUACAUUAGUUUCAGAAAAUGGAGCUAUUCAUUUAUCCAACACAUUUUUAUUUGCUCAACAAUUUUUUUUUUUUUAGCAAAUUCCAUACAC
Messenger RNA from Anarrhichthys ocellatus (wolf-eel), 1923 nucleotides. RefSeq lists its product as uncharacterized. The transcript has 4 exons. The record is from RefSeq and is a predicted model, not a curated record. Bases 184 to 849 code for a protein of 221 amino acids. NCBI's taxonomy places the organism in Eukaryota, Metazoa, Chordata, Actinopteri, Perciformes, Anarhichadidae.